AUGGAUUUUUCUAUUACUACUGCUACUACUACAACUACACAUUCUACCUCGCCCAUCGACAUCUCUUCUCUUCAUAUCACCGACUCUGUUGUUGAGCCACUGCUAUCACCAAAGUCGAUAAGCAACGGUGGUAGUAUUAAGAGCAGAUCUUCCCGACGCUACUCGGCUUCCGCUGCUGAUAACGAUCUCGCGCCUUUUUCUUCUGUUCCUCCCAUGUCUAUUCCAGCACCUCCUUGCGCUGCAGUGGAUAUGAGUUCGAUUGCACCCUUGACACCAGAGAACACCACCACCAACAACACUGCAUCACUCGAAGACUACUUUUAUCGUCCACGACGUGCCACCACUCCACAUUCUGUCAUUUCAAACGAUCUCGCUUCUUGUUGCACCCCCAUUGACUCCAUUGCACAAGCUGCCGAUGCUGCUGCUGAAGCAAUGGCUACCAUGAAGCACGUGGAAGGACAUCGGUCGUACAAGAUCAAAGCAGCAAAGUCAUCCAAAAAGCUCGAUCAUUUCUUUGGUGAACAGGCACCUUUGGACAUUUGUAUCAAGGAAAUCCAAAGAGAAGGGCUCAAAGCCAUAUUGCAAUCCAAGACGCCUCUUUGUUACUUUUUGUAUCAUUUGCUUCAAGAGUACAGCAGCGAGAACUUGUUCUUUUUCAUUGAAGUCGAGCAAUAUGAAUCUUUUCAUUAUACAACCUUUGUUCAGCAAUUGGCAACCGCACAACAUAUCCAUAGCACCUACUUGACACGCAACAGCCAUUUCGAAGUCAACUUUGACGACAAAGUAAGACGCACAGUGUCACGUGCCUUGGAGCAAAGACAAUUGGAUGGCUGCUUUGAUGCGGCCAAGCGUGCUGUUUAUGGCCUACUUGAAUCAAGCUACAUGAGAUUCCUUACCACUGAUACAUUUCAAUCCAUGGUGGAGAAUUGUGGUGAAUUGACGACGCAUUACAGCAAAGAUGCUCGCAAUAGUGCUAUUCAUCAACUCAUGUCAUACAUCGAACGCCAACAUAUCCUUAUUUACACCAACACCGAUCCAUCUGCAGCUACCACAGCAGCACGUCGACGUCACGAGCUUAUACGAUCCAUGGUACAUGAGUUUUGUCGCACAAUCCUAGGAGUCCACAUUGAGUAUCCAGCCAACAACAAGCCUAAAUCAAGUAUCAGCUCCAAGCCAUUUGACUUUUUGACGCGACUGAAACAAGGCAACAACUAA
This is a messenger RNA of Lichtheimia ornata, 1215 nucleotides long. RefSeq lists its product as uncharacterized. NCBI's taxonomy places the organism in Eukaryota, Fungi, Mucoromycota, Mucoromycetes, Mucorales, Lichtheimiaceae. The record is from RefSeq and is a predicted model, not a curated record. The coding region runs from base 1 to 1215 and encodes 404 amino acids. The transcript is spliced from 3 exons.